UUGACCACAAUCCAGUGCGUUACAACAAAACGUGUGAUUGGCUGUCAAAACGGAGUUUCAGGAAGUAACGAGUUGAAUUAAACAAGCAUUUCGCCAGGGGAAAAUCGUCUUAACACCACCUGCUUCCGAAUUUCCACUCACUCAGUCUUGACAUGGCUGGAAGAAGAGUUGUGGUGUUUCCAUCUGCAGCAGAACUGGGCCCAGUUCUGGCCAAUCUAGUGGCAUCGCGGGCUGAGAAAGCCAUCUCUUCUAAUGGUCGGUUCACUCUGGGUCUUUCUGGAGGAAGUCUUGUCAAUAUCCUUAGCAAGGAGCUUCCUGCCUUACCAGAGUUGGACUGUAGCAAGUGGGUAGUUGGUUUUUGUGAUGAACGGCUGGUUUCCUUCGAUGAUCCAGAAAGCACUUAUGGACUGUACAAGAGUCAGCUGUUUUCCAAGGUUAACAUCCCUGACAACGCAGUCUUAACCAUUGACUGCUCUUUGCCUGUACAAGAGUGUGCUGAAGAUUACACCUGCAAACUGAAAAAGGCCUUUCCAGAUGACGAGUUUCCUGUAUUUGACUUGUUACUGCUGGGGAUGGGACCUGAUGGACACACUUGUUCCCUUUUCCCAGACCACCCUCUGCUGCAGGAGAACAAGAAGAUUGUGGCUCCCAUCAGUGACUCCCCCAAACCUCCACCUCAGCGUGUUACCAUGACUUUUCCAGUGGUGAACUCUGCACACUGUGUGGCUUUUGUAUCAACAGGAGGCAGCAAAGCACAAGUUUUGAAGGAGGUGCUGGAGGAUAAAAAGGAUUCCAUUUAUCCAGCUGCCCGUGUUGCCCCAACAAAGGGAGAAUUGUUCUGGCUCCUUGAUGACCCAGCAGCUGCUUCCUUGUCUAUUCGGGUAGAGAGACCAGGAUCAGGAGGAAAACUGUAAAGCUCCCACUGACAUCAAAGCAGCAAGUUUGUAUAAUGAAAAUGGUUUAGUACAUUCCCAAAUGUGUCAGAUACAUUGAAAAAUAAUAAUAAAAUAAACUAAAUAUAUUUGCUUAA
This is a messenger RNA of Oryzias melastigma (Indian medaka), 1030 nucleotides long. It is a transcript of the gene pgls, whose product is annotated as 6-phosphogluconolactonase. The transcript has 6 exons. The coding region runs from base 153 to 914 and encodes 253 amino acids. Gene Ontology annotation, biological process: pentose-phosphate shunt; carbohydrate metabolic process. Lineage: Eukaryota; Metazoa; Chordata; Actinopteri; Beloniformes; Adrianichthyidae. Gene Ontology annotation, molecular function: 6-phosphogluconolactonase activity. The record is from RefSeq and is a predicted model, not a curated record.